This is a messenger RNA of Cervus elaphus (red deer), 5404 nucleotides long. It is a transcript of the gene RGS12, whose product is annotated as regulator of G protein signaling 12. Bases 356 to 5164 code for a protein of 1602 amino acids. Gene Ontology annotation, molecular function: protein binding; GTPase activator activity. Gene Ontology annotation, biological process: signal transduction. The transcript is spliced from 21 exons. The record is from RefSeq and is a predicted model, not a curated record. Lineage: Eukaryota; Metazoa; Chordata; Mammalia; Artiodactyla; Cervidae.
GCGGCCUCCGCGGCCCGCCCUGCCCGGCCGAGCGGAGGGUGCCGGGGGCGGCCGGCGCCUCGGGGUCCGGCUCAUUGGGGCCGCCCGGCCGCCGCCGCCCUCCUUUUGUUCCUCGGCGCGUCUCCGGCCGGGCGGAGGGGCGGCCGCGGGACCCGAAGGCCCAGGAUCGAGCCAGGGCCGAGCGCGCGGGGCCUGCGACGCCCACCGACGGCGGGCGCCCCGGGCCGAGUUCUCACCGGCUCCCGAGUUUCCUGUCCGACCUCCCGGGCGGCCGCAUUGUCGGAUCAGAGGCCGCCUUCGGAGACCCCAGCUCUGGGAGUGCGGCGCCGCGACGCAGCCCUGUGCCCGCUUCCCGAUGCGGGCUCCGAGCUGCGGCCCAGGGCAGGGGGUGGGGGACGCUGCGAGGCCCCGGAGCUGCGGGCGCAGGCGGGGUGGCCCGGAGCUGGCUCUUUGCAGGAAGGGACCUUCCCUCCCGACAGCCCUGUGUCUGGCCCCGUCCAGCGCGUGGCAGGCUCCUGGCGACCCCGAUGAACGUGUGACGGGCCUUGCUGACACCGGCGGCGCUUCUCGCUGGGAUGGAUCAGAGCUGAGAGGACGAAUGUGCCGAGUCCUGCCUGUGCUGCUGGAACCCGGGGUGGCCUUGGGGACCCCGACCGGGUUUGUUUCUGCUGACAACCAGUUCUUUUCACUGUGCAGUCGUCCCCCUGGGACAGGCGCCCCUCCGAGGAGACCGGGCUGGCUGCCGGCAGCCUCGCGCCAUGUGCCGGCCGGCGGGGUGAGCGAUGCACGGGGCGCGGCGGACAUGUUCCGAGCGGGGGACCCGGCGCCCGCGCGCCUGCGCAGCGUGGAGGUGGCCCGGGGCCGGGCCGGCUACGGCUUCACGCUCUCCGGCCAGGCGCCCUGCGUGCUCAGCUGCGUCCUCAGGGGCAGCCCCGCCGACCUCGUGGGCCUCCGCGCCGGCGACCAGAUCCUCACCGUCAACGAGAUCAAUGUGAAGAAGGCGUCCCACGAAGACGUGGUGAAGCUAAUCGGGAAGUGCUCUGGGGUCCUGCACAUGGUGAUCGCGGAGGGCGGCGGCCACCUGGAGUCCUGCUCCAGUGACGAAGAAGUCGGCUUUUACGAAGGAAAAGGCUGGCUGAAGCCCAAACUCGACUCUAAGGCCUUAGGAAUAAACAGGGCAGAGCGAGUCGUUGAGGAAAUGCAGUCAGGAGGGAUUUUCAACAUGAUCUUUGAAAACCCUGGCCUUCGAGCCAGCAGCUCGGAGCCCCUGAAGCUGAAACAGAGGUCGCUUUCAGAGUCGGCCUCCGGCCGGUGUGACCUUGCACACGAGAGUGCAAGUAAUCCACAUCCCAGCCUGCCUUCUAAGGAGGAGACGCCCAAAGCGGGGAACCACGGUUCUGCUUUCAGUGCGGGGCUGGAGGCUCCUGAGGACUUUGGGCUGGAUGCAAGCAUUCUCAACGUGGCCAUGGUCGUGGGCUACCUGGGCUCCAUCGAGCUGCCGUCCACCGGCUGCAGCCUGGAGUCGGACAGCGUGCAGGCCAUCCGGGGCUGCCUGCGGCGCCUUCGGGCUGAGCAGAAGAUCCACUCGCUGGUGACCAUGAAGGUCAUGCACGACUGCGUGCAGCUGUGCACAGACAAGGCGGCUGUGCUGGCCCGCUACCCGGCCGAGAGGCUGGCCUUCAGCGCCGUGUGCCCGGACGACCGGCGGUUUUUCGGGCUGGUGACCAUGCAGGCGGGUGAUGAUGGGAGCCUGGCGCAGGAGGAGGACGGCGUCCUGCGGACGUCCUGCCACGUGUUCAUGGUGGACCCCGACCUGUUCAGCCACAAGAUCCACCAGGGCAUCGCCCGGCGCUUCGGGUUUGAGUGCACGGCCGACCCCGACACCAACGGCUGCCUGGAGUUCCCCGCGUCCUCGCUGCCCGUGCUGCAGUUCAUCUCGGUGCUCUACCGGGACAUGGGCGAGCUGAUCGAGGGCGUGCGGGCCCGGGCCUUCGCUGACGGGGACGCCGACGCCCACCAGAACACCAGCACGAGCAGCAACAGCGACAGUGGCAUCGGGAACUUCAGCCCCGAGGACAGGAGCAGCCGCGUGCUCGUGGUGGACCUGGGCGCCGCCUCCAGCAGGCACGGCCCUGGCGGCGGCGCCUGGGAGGGCGCGGGCGGGAGGGGCCCCCAGCCCUGGGCCGCCCCCUGGAACGGGGCCUUCUGCCUCGACCCCGAGGGGGCCCCGUUCGAGGCCGCCCCGCAGGCUGACAGGUGCCGGGACCUCGGCAAGCACCUGGGGCCCGCUCCGCACGCGGAGGGCCCCCCGCCCCCCCUGAGGUGUCCGGCCCCGCCUUCCCGGAGGGGCGCCGCGGGCCCUGGCGGUGGCUCUGGCCAGCGGUGGCUCCCGGUCCACGUGCUGCAGGAGUGGCAGUGCGGGCACGUCAGCGACCAGGAGUCUUACACCGACUCCACGGAUGGCUGGUCCAGCAUCAACUGUGGCACGCUGCCCCCGCCCAUGAGCAAGAUUCCCGCCGACCGCUACCGCGUGGAGGGCAGCCCGGCCCAGCCCCCGCCCAGCACCCAGCGGAGGGACUGGGCCAGGAAGGCCCUCGGCGUGCAGAACAUCUUCGGCCCCCAUCGAAGUGUUAGGAAGACCAAGGAAGACAAAAAGGGCUCCAAGUUCGGGCGGGGCAUCGGACUCGUGCCCCCGGCUCCGCGUGCCUCCAGCCGGAGGUCCUUCGGGAGGUCCCGGAGGCUGAGCAUCACCCGCUCCCUCGAUGAUCUUGAGUCCGCAACUGUGUCCGACGGUGAGCUGACCGGCGCCGACCUGAAGGAUUGCGUGAGCAACCACAGCCUCAGCAGCAAUGCCAGCCUGCCCAGCGUGCAGAGCUGCCGGCGUCUGCGCGAGCGCAGGGUGGCCAGCUGGGCCGUGUCCUUCGAGCGCCUUCUGCAGGACCCACUUGGCGUUCGCUACUUCUCCGAUUUUCUGAGGAAGGAGUUCAGUGAAGAAAACAUUUUGUUCUGGCAGGCCUGUGAAUAUUUUAAUCAUGUUCCCGCACAUGACAAAAAGGAGCUCUCCUACAGGGCCCGCGAGAUCUUCAGUAAGUUCCUGGGCAGCAAGGCCACCACGCCAGUCAACAUCGACAGCCAGGCCCAGCUGGCGGACGACAUCCUCAGCGCCCCCCACCCCGACAUGUUCAAGGAGCAGCAACUCCAGAUCUUCAACCUGAUGAAGUUCGACAGCUACACACGGUUCCUGAAAUCCCCGCUGUACCAGGAGUGCAUCCUGGCGGAGGUGGAGGGCCGCCCGCUGCCCGACGCGCAGCAGGUCCCCAGCAGCCCCGUCUCCAAGCACAGCGCCAGCUCAGGCCACUCCAACACGUCCACGCCCAAGAAGUUGAGCGGAAAAUCGAAAUCAGGACGGUCCCUGAACGAAGAGCUGGGGGACGAAGACAGUGAGAGGAAGCGGAAAGGCGCCUUCUUCUCGUGGUCGCGGACCAGGAGCACCGGACGCUCCCAGAAGAAGAAGGACCACGGCGACCGUCCCAAUGACGCCCUGCACGCCAACGGAGGCCUGGCCCGCCGGGAGUCACAGGGUUCCGUGUCCUCGGCUGGGAGCCUGGACCUGCGUUUGUUCUCGAUCGGGCACGUGGCUCUGGACGCCCACGGGAGCAGCAGGUGCUCCUCUUUGUCUUGGCACCUGCACAUCCGCGGGGCGGUGAGCUCCGGUGCCCCGCAGCCGCGCCCGUGUGCUGGGGGUGGUGCCCGACCUGCCCGGCCCCGCGCCCUUCACCCUGAGGCCUGCAGAACUCUCGCGCCCGAGCGGGACAAGCCGGCCAAGCACUGCAGCAUCCAGCUGCCUGACGGGACGGCCUGCGUGGUGCUGGUCAGGGCGGGGCUCUCCAUCAAGGACGUGCUGGCCGGGCUCUGCGAGCGGCACGGCAUCAACGGGGCUGCCGUGGACCUCUUCCUGGUGGGCGGGGACAAGCCUCUGGUGCUGCAUCAGGACAGUAGCAUCUUGGAGUCCAGGGACCUGCGCCUAGAAAAACGCACUUUAUUUCGGCUGGAUCUGGUGCCGAUUAACCGAUCCGUGGGACUCAAGGCCAAGCCCAGCAAGCCCGUCACGGAGGUGCUGCGUCCCGUGGCGGCCAAGUACGGCCUGCGCCUGAGUGAGCUGGUGGCCCGGCUGAGUGGAGAGAAGGAGCCCCUGGACCUUGGGGCCCCCAUCUCGAGUCUGGACGGACAGCGGGUCAUCCUGGAGGAGAAGGACCCCUCCCGAGGGAAAGCGUCCACAGAUAAACAGAGAGCUGCGCCGGUCAGACAGAGCACAGCUGGAAACGCCAGCUCCAGGAAUCACUCGGCUACGGGAGAGGAGAGAACGCUAGGCAAGUCUAAUUCUAUUAAAAUUAAAGGAGAAAAUGGGAAGAAUGCUAGGGAGCCCCGGCUUUCAAAGAGAGAAGAAUCUAUUGCAAAGAUUGGGAAAAAAAAAUAUCAGAAAAUUAAUUUGGACGAAGCAGAGGAGUUUUUUGAGCUCAUUUCCAAAGCUCAGAGCAGCAGAGCAGACGACCAGCGCGGGCUGCUGAGGAAGGAGGACCUCGUGCUGCCCGAGUUCCUGCGUCUGCCCCCCAGCCCCCCAGGGCUCGCCCCCUCACCUUCAGCCGCUGCCAAGGCCUUCGACCCGAGACCUGUGACGGGUCACGGGGAGGAGCGGGCACCCCGGCCCCGAGAAAGCCCGGCCAGCAGCCCCGGCUCCGGCGACAGCCUGCCCCUCGGCGCCCCCGGGACCCCUAGCCCGCCGGCGCAGGAAGUGGAGGCCGGCAGCGUCCAGACCGAGGAGGGCGAGCACGUGGCCGACCUGACGCUCACGGGGGAGGGGGACAUCAGCAGCCCCAACAGCACGUUCCUGCCGCCGCCCCCCACCCCGCGGGACGCGGCCGCACCUCCGAGACCAGCAGGCGGGGCCCGUGGCAGCCGACGCCCCCCGGCCAGCACAGUCACGGACAUGGACCGAGUUGCUGGUGCACCGCCGGGGCCGGCCAGCAGCGUCCCAGGGGUGCGGAUGGCCCCCUGGAGGCCACGGGCCGGCGGGGCCCCAACGUCGGCCCGCCCCACCCCGAGCCCUGUCCCCGGAGGGCCCGCCAAGCCCAAGGCCAGCCCGCACCACGCCACCUUCGUCUGAGGCUGCCGCCCGCCAGCCAACUCUGCGGACCCUGCACCCAGGCUGCCGGCUGGGACAUGUGCGUGGAGAGUGGUGGUCUUCAGGGGGCAGCUGAGCCCCCCAUCGGGGGCCUCGGACAGGCCAGGUCAGCCGCCCCCAGGGGCCUGGCCUCAGAGGCCCGCCAGGGCCAGCUCAGAGGGCUGGUGGUCCGGUCCCUGCUGCUUGGAGCCCAGCCUUCCCGCAAUAAAGUGUCAGUGCGGA